Molecule: messenger RNA, 2191 nt
Organism: Magnolia sinica
Lineage: Eukaryota; Viridiplantae; Streptophyta; Magnoliopsida; Magnoliales; Magnoliaceae
Exons: 2
Coding region: 77-1903 (608 amino acids)
Molecular function (GO): zinc ion binding; nucleic acid binding
Source: RefSeq, a predicted model, not a curated record
CCCCACGCAAAAACAAAAAAGAAGAAAAACCUACCCGAACCCUAGCUUCGCCCCCUCUCUCUCUAUCUCUCUCAACAUGGAUUACGCAGCUUCCCUUACAGAAGCCCAACAACAGCUCCUUGCCCAAUACCAGCAACACCUACAGCAGCAGCAGCAGCAACAACAGCAACAACCACAACAACAGCAACAACAAGCCACCCAAGCCUACGAUCCGUCCCAGGUACAAGCGUACGACCCAACCAGCCAAGCGUAUUAUCCCUAUCCUCAACAAUACCAGAACUCCACUGCCCAUCACCAACACCAACAGCCCUACCCUUACUACCCCGAUUAUGGAAACUCUGCCGCAACCGCUGCGGCUGCCGCCUCCAAUGCCUACCAACAGACGGAUUCUAGCUCUCAGCCUCAAGAUCUCUCCGCAGCGGGAGCGCAGCAGUACUAUCCGCAGGACCAGCAGGGCUCGUACAGUGCCAGUUCGGGGCUCAAUCCCGCGGCAGCCGCGGCGGUGGCUGCGCUGUCUCAGCUGACGCAGUUUGCGGGAACUAUGGACGCUGCGGAGCGGGCGGUUGCGGAGCAGCAGUGGAACAACGGUGGGGCCGGGCAGGUGGCCCCGCAGCAGAAUCCCCCCCAGCAUGGAGGUGCUCCUGUUCAUCCUCCUGCGGGCCCGGGACCAUAUAGAGGUGGUGGUAGAAGGGGUGGUGGGCCAUUCAGGGGUGGCAAAGGUAAUUUUGGCCACCGUCACCCUAGACAUGAUGGUGGUGCACCCCCUUUUCGUGGGAGAGGUCGGGGUAGGGGUGGCGGGCGGCGAUUCCCCCAGUCCGCACAUGAAGUCCCACCACCAUAUCCAGGACAUGCACAAGAAGUCCUUUCACCAUAUCCAGAACAUGCACCAGUUUACGAACCAGCACCAGCGACAGUGCCAGUACCCACACCUGCACCAGCACAGGCACAGGCUCCACCACGCCGACCUCCUCCCACAGUCAUCUUUUGCGAGCUCUGUAGAGUUGACUGCAACAGCAUGGAAAUCUUCGAGAAACACAAAGUUGGAAAGCGACAUAAGAAGAACAUGCAGAAGCUUGAAGAAUUGGAGAAUCAGAAGAAACUUGCAAUUGAAGCUGAAUCUCAGCCAAAAACUGUAGUGCAGCCAGAGAAUAUCCAGCAGGUGGCUGAAGAAAACAAGGUCCCCGCCCCAGGAAAUGUGACUGUUGCAGAUACAGUGGAUGAAAAUAAAGCAGAAGGAGAGCAGCAAAUCCAGACAGCUGAACAAUCUGAGGCUCCCAAAGCAGAAUCGACUGAAGCAUCUGCAAAGAAGCGGAAGAGGGAUAAUUCUAAGAAGAAGACUCCUAUCAAGCGGAAGACGAAGUUUGUUCAGGAUGGGAGGCGUAUGAGGCCAGAAGUGGUCCGCCCAGAGGCUCCCAGGGAGCUUCCUGUACACUGUGCCUUGUGCAACGUUACAUGUGACACGAUGGCAGUGUUCCAGUGUCAUCUUGCCGGUAAGAAGCAUGCCUCUCGGAUCAAGCGGAGUCAAGUCCAACCUGUUGCUUAUGUGCCACCCACGGGCGUUGCCCUUUACAUUCCUCAUGGCUCGGCUCCUGUGCUGCGUGGCCCCCCUCCGGUGGCUUCAGAGCCUGCAGGGCAGCUAGCUGUUAUGACAACGACUGAAGGCCAUCAAGCUGCUACAGCAGAGUGUGGAGGACAAGAUGCAGUUAUGGUGGAGGCCGGGGGGCAAAAAAAUGCCGUUUCUGGAUCUGAAGCAAUCAAUCCAAAUGCCAGCUCAUCAGUACCAGCUGCAGAAUAUGGAGUUUCUUCCACUGAACAUUCUGUCCUGCCGGGCCUUGACAUUGAAUUGCGAGAGCCUGAUUUGAAAAGUGAGCAAGUGGACGGUCCCAGUAUGGAGCUGCAGUAGAACAGGUACGUGCUUUUCAUGAUCGACAGUUCAUAGCAACUUCUUUCCCCGAAAAUGAUUCCUAGUUUUGAGUUCCAAGGCAUGCAGGUACAUUUUGCCCCUCAAUUUGUUAGAACAUAGAUUCAAUACUAUGUUAAAAUUUCAGGAUGUAACCCCUUAUAUUCAUCCUUGUGUGAUGGAUGAGGGUGGGCCCUUUUUUUUUUUCCCUGGUUUGGAUUAUUUACUAACAAUGCAUGGGAUUAGUAAGUCUGUCUAAAUCUGCUUUUUAGUAGCAUGCCAUUUAGCUGC